GCAGUUGGUGCCGCCAUGUUGGGGCUCGUGGGUCGAACCUCAGCUGCUGCUGCCGUCCCCCUCGCGGCCCCGCUCGGGCUGCUGCGGCCGCGGGCCCCGGCCCCCGCUGCGCUCCGUCGUCUCCUGCCGCGGGCCGCUGCUCUCGGGACCCGGCGUGACUAUGUAACGCAGACAGCCCCAGCAGCCAAGCCUGGGGCCAGCACAGGCCGCAUCGUGGCCGUCAUCGGCGCUGUGGUGGAUGUGCAGUUUGAUGAAGCGCUGCCUCCCAUCCUCAAUGCCCUGGAGGUGCAGGGCAGGGACACCCGGCUGGUGCUGGAGGUGGCGCAGCACCUGGGUGAAAACACAGUUCGCACCAUUGCUAUGGAUGGUACUGAGGGGCUGGUGAGGGGCCAGAAGGUGCUGGACUCAGGCACCCCCAUCCGGAUCCCUGUGGGCCCUGAGACCCUAGGUAGGAUCAUGAAUGUCAUCGGAGAGCCUAUCGACGAGAGAGGCCCCAUCACCACCAAGCAGUCUGCUGCCAUCCAUGCUGAAGCCCCUGAAUUUGUGGAGAUGAGCGUGGAGCAGGAGAUCCUGGUCACAGGCAUCAAGGUUGUGGACCUGCUGGCCCCAUAUGCCAAGGGGGGUAAAAUUGGCUUGUUUGGUGGUGCUGGGGUGGGCAAGACUGUGCUCAUCAUGGAGCUGAUCAACAACGUGGCCAAGGCACACGGAGGCUACUCAGUAUUUGCUGGCGUCGGGGAGCGGACCCGCGAGGGCAACGACCUCUACCACGAGAUGAUUGAGUCCGGCGUCAUCAACCUCAAAGACACCACCUCCAAGGUUGCGCUGGUCUACGGCCAGAUGAACGAGCCCCCAGGUGCCCGCGCCAGAGUGGCUUUGACCGGCUUGACUGUGGCUGAGUACUUCCGGGACCAGGAGGGCCAAGAUGUGCUGCUCUUCAUUGACAACAUCUUCCGCUUCACACAGGCUGGCUCUGAGGUGUCUGCGCUGCUGGGCAGGAUCCCCUCUGCUGUGGGCUAUCAGCCCACCCUGGCCACUGACAUGGGCACAAUGCAAGAGAGAAUCACCACCACCCGCAAGGGCUCCAUCACCUCUGUGCAGGCGAUCUACGUGCCAGCUGAUGAUCUGACUGACCCCGCGCCUGCCACCACCUUUGCCCACUUGGAUGCCACAACCGUGUUGUCUCGUGCCAUCGCAGAGCUGGGCAUCUACCCGGCUGUGGACCCACUGGACUCCACAUCCCGCAUCAUGGACCCCAACAUCGUGGGGCACGAACACUAUGAUGUGGCUCGUGGUGUGCAAAAGAUUCUCCAGGAUUACAAGUCGCUGCAGGACAUCAUUGCCAUCCUGGGCAUGGAUGAGCUGUCAGAGGAGGACAAGCUGACAGUAGCGCGGGCCCGCAAAAUCCAGCGCUUCCUGUCCCAGCCCUUCCAGGUGGCUGAGGUCUUCACCGGCCACCUGGGCAAGCUAGUACCGCUGAAGGAGACCAUCAAGGGCUUCAAGGCAAUCCUUGCAGGCGAGUAUGACCACCUCCCUGAGCAGGCCUUCUAUAUGGUGGGGCCUAUCGAGGAGGCCGUGGCCAAGGCGGAGAAGCUGGCAGAGGAGCACGCAUAACUUCGUCCCAUCCCACCUGAUACCUGCAAAGCCUUGUCAUCAUUGUCUGUGUAGUAUUUAACAUUUCCAAUAAAACUGUGGUGGAAAAUGUGAA
This is a messenger RNA of Gavialis gangeticus (Gharial), 1705 nucleotides long. It is a transcript of the gene ATP5F1B, whose product is annotated as ATP synthase, H+ transporting, mitochondrial F1 complex, beta polypeptide. Bases 16 to 1611 code for a protein of 531 amino acids. Gene Ontology annotation, biological process: proton transmembrane transport; proton motive force-driven mitochondrial ATP synthesis. Gene Ontology annotation, molecular function: ATP binding; proton-transporting ATP synthase activity, rotational mechanism; ATP hydrolysis activity. NCBI's taxonomy places the organism in Eukaryota, Metazoa, Chordata, Crocodylia, Gavialidae. The record is from RefSeq and is a predicted model, not a curated record. The transcript is spliced from 10 exons.